This is a messenger RNA of Mercenaria mercenaria, 675 nucleotides long. RefSeq lists its product as uncharacterized. The coding region runs from base 1 to 675 and encodes 224 amino acids. The record is from RefSeq and is a predicted model, not a curated record. Gene Ontology annotation, molecular function: 3'-5'-DNA exonuclease activity; nucleic acid binding. Lineage: Eukaryota; Metazoa; Mollusca; Bivalvia; Venerida; Veneridae. The transcript has a single exon. Gene Ontology annotation, cellular component: cytoplasm. Gene Ontology annotation, biological process: DNA catabolic process.
AUGCCUUGCGGUUAUGUCGCGAAAAGAGCAUCCGAAAUAACAGGUGUUGAGAUCCUCUGUAAUAGCGGAACAAGGCAAAUGACAAAACACGGAAAGGCGGUCAAUGCAGUAGGACUUGGAGAAAGUUUAGAACUGCUUAUAACAUGGAUUGAGAGCAUUGGAGAUAAACCGAAGGUACUAAUAGCCCACAAUGGAAAGAACUUUGAUAUGCAAAUCUUACUAAGAAAUGUCAGGAAGUGUGGCCUAGAAGAUGACUUUUGUAAAGCAGUGGCAGGUUUUAGUGACAGUUACAUUUUACUCCGGACAGAAAGAAAAGAUAUUAAACAGUAUAAACUUACGUCAUUGUACUCGGAGUUCGUGCAGGAGACAUAUUGUGCCCACAGUGCAGCCGAAGAUGCACUCGCACUCUUGAAAGUGUAUCGAGCGGCAAGGAUUGAUCGAAAAGCAACACUAAAGUAUUCAAUUAAAGUAGAAGAUGCAUUUAUGUACACAAAUGAUGUUGCAGAGAAUCGAAACUCAGUUAGAAAUUUGCAGCGUCAGCUGAUAUAUGAUGGAAAAAAUGUCAUAUCAAACAAUAUCGCCAAAAAGAUUUGUUCCAGCGGAUUGAACUAUAAAGCUCUAGAAGUAGCGUUUCAGAGAAAUAAUACGGAUGGAUUAAAACUUUUUAUUAAGUGA